AUGAACUCCAACGUUUUGACAAAGGCCGCCAUCCCGUCGCGGCUGCUCUCGCCCGCCCAGAUAUACCGACGCCAGCGGUUACGCGACAAUCUGCAAAAGUGCGCCCCGGCCAGGACCAUCGCGUAUGCUGCCAAGAGGCCCAGCGUGUGCGCCGCCCAGCCAGCUUGCCAGACAUCGACACACAGGAAGGCUUUCCAUGCGUCGCCCAGCUCUCUCGCAGUAAAAGACCCCUACCAGGCCCUCGGUGUAGGCAAGACGGCCACCGCCGCCGAGAUCAAGAAGGCCUACUAUGGCCUAGCUAAGAAAUACCACCCCGAUACCAACAAGGACGCCGGCGCCAAGGAAAAGUUUGGCGAUAUCCAGUCCGCCUAUGAGAUCCUGUCCGACGCAAAGAAGAGGGAGCAGUAUGACUCGUUUGGUGCCGCCGGCUUCGAUUCCAAUGGCGAUCCCCAGCAGGGUGGAGGCCACCCGUUCGGCGGCGGCGGAGGUUUUGGUGGCUUUGGCGGUUUUGGCGGCCAGGGAGGAUUCGGUGCCAACAUCAACCUCGACGACCUAUUUUCACAGUUCACCGGCGGUAUGGGCGGCAACCCCUUUGGCGGAGCUGCUGGUGGCCGGCGGGGCCGCAGCCCCUUUCAACAGGAGAUACUGGUCGGAGACAAUAUCGAGAUGCAGGCCACGAUAUCGUUCAUGGAAGCGGCCAAGGGUACGCAAAAGACCAUGACAAUACACCCGAGGGUCACCUGCCACACCUGUUCCGGUAGCGGCUUGAAGACUGGAAUGAAGCGGUCCGAGUGCAAGUCCUGCGGAGGUACUGGCACCCGCGUGCACUUCAUGACUGGAGGUUUCCAGAUGGCCUCGACCUGCGAUUCCUGCAAGGGAACCGGCCAAACCACCCCGCGUGGAUCCGAGUGCCACCCGUGUGCCGGGAGCGGAGUCGUGCGGGAACGAAAGUCGAUCACGCUGGACAUCCCCGGAGGCAUCGAGGACGGAAUGAGACUGAGAGUAGACGGCGAGGGUGAUGCGCCUGCCACCGGGGACGGCGUCAGCCCAAAUGCCAAGACGACUCGGGGAGAUCUCUACGUGCUGAUCCGCGUGGCUGCCGACCCCAAGUUCAAACGCGCAGGUUCGGACAUCCUCUAUACGGCUACCAUCCCCUUGACGACGGCUAUGCUGGGAGGCGAGGUGACUGUGCCUACCCUUGAUGGUCAGGUUAAUGUCAAGGUCAACACCGGCACCAACACAGGCGACAAGCUCACACUUGGCGGCAUGGGCAUGAAGAAGCUCAGUGGACGGAGGGGUGGUGCUGGAGAUCUACGGGUCGAGUUCCGGGUCAACAUGCCCAAGUAUCUAUCGCCAAACCAACGGACGAUUCUGGAAAUGCUGGCCGAUGAGAUGGGCGACAAGACGGCUAAACGUAUCAUGAAUGUCAAGAUGCCUUCUACGUCCGAUCCGUCGCCGUCGCCCAAGAAGGGCGACGACCCUGCCACACAUCAAAACGAGGGCUUCUUGAAGUCCAUGUGGCACAAUCUCACGAACCACCCGGCACAUCAGAAGAAGUCCGACGAAUCGAGUAGUGCCGACAAGGGUCCCGAAGGCAAAACCGAGACGAAGAAGCCAGACGACGAACCGAAGAAGGACGCGGGCUCCGGCUCCGGGUGA
Molecule: messenger RNA, 1659 nt
Organism: Neoarthrinium moseri
Lineage: Eukaryota; Fungi; Ascomycota; Sordariomycetes; Amphisphaeriales; Apiosporaceae
Exons: 3
Coding region: 1-1659 (552 amino acids)
Biological process (GO): response to heat; protein refolding
Cellular component (GO): cytoplasm
Molecular function (GO): ATP binding; heat shock protein binding
Source: RefSeq, a predicted model, not a curated record